Molecule: messenger RNA, 1584 nt
Organism: Micropterus salmoides (largemouth bass)
Lineage: Eukaryota; Metazoa; Chordata; Actinopteri; Centrarchiformes; Centrarchidae
Gene: cks1b
Product: CDC28 protein kinase regulatory subunit 1B
Exons: 4
Coding region: 165-401 (78 amino acids)
Biological process (GO): regulation of mitotic cell cycle
Cellular component (GO): cyclin-dependent protein kinase holoenzyme complex; SCF ubiquitin ligase complex
Molecular function (GO): protein kinase binding; histone binding; ubiquitin binding
Source: RefSeq, a predicted model, not a curated record
UAUGACUUUGUCUAUUUGAACGAUGAAAAGCGGGCUUGCAAACAUUCGAGAGGGAAACAAAGAAGGAGUGGACAUCUCGCUACGCUUAGACGCAAAAAGAAGUGGAGUAAUUGACUUUCCCCCCACCAUCAGGAUAUUUUUUACAAUCAUAUAAGGUUCCUGUCAUGUCUCACAAACAGAUCUACUACUCUGACAAAUACGACGAUGAGAAAUACGAGUACAGGCAUGUGAUGCUGCCCAAAGAAAUAGCGAAACGUGUACCCAAGACCCAUUUGAUGUCGGAGACCGAGUGGAGGAACCUUGGGGUCCAGCAGAGCCAAGGAUGGGUGCAUUACAUGAUCCACCAGCCAGAGCCGCACAUCUUGCUGUUCCGGCGCCCUCUGCCCAGCCAAAAAUCAUAAGGGGGAGAUUCUCUGGGUCCUUGGAAGAUCAGUCCUACUUAUGUGCCACAGAUCAACUCGACUAGGGAUCAUGCUGUCAACUACCAAGCUCUUGUGUGGUAGGUGAUUUGGGCUGAUCAUGUUGGACCUGGAGAAGGACUAUCACAUUUAUGAACAGUGGUUGUGGAGUAUACAUUGAUGGAAGAAAGAAAAUCCUCACCCUUCUCUUAGGGAAAAGACUUCUUCAUGUGUUCACAGCGACACGCUGUCUGCUAGACCUUCAAAUCAUCUUACUGUCUUUUUGACUUUACCUAUCUGUCCAACUUGCUGAACCUGUUUGGAUAUUUCAGCUUUUUAGAUUGUUAUAAGAUGUGGAGAGUGAAACCUGUUCAAAACAUUUGAGUAAUUCUAACGGGAGUGGACUCUGGGUCAAGCUCGGGUCAGAAUACAAACCAGACAGAAUAGUUGGAUCCUAAAUGAAGUUUGACUCUAGAACAUCAAAUUGCGGUUUUAAGUGACAUGUUGCUGCUUGGUUUAAAUGGCCUCUAAAUUGGCAUUUAACAAUUUUUGUCAUGUGUAUGGAAAGCCGCAUCUUUAGGAGUCUCCUAGAAACUACUUUUGAUCCCUUUUUCCAUAAGGGCAUAUUAUAUUAGCUUUGGCCUACUUCAGACAGAUCCCUUUCAACAGUCUGAUUUGUACCAGUGAGCUGCUCAGUAUUUAUGAAUGUGUUGCCCUUUCUGAAAUAAAUGAUUUUUAAAUGUUAUUAGUGUGGACUUGGGUUUUGGCAGUUUUGGAAGUUUGCAACUGCUGUACGAUUAAAGCGCCACUUGAAAUUAAAUCGGGGGGGCAGUUGAUAGCAUAGAUGGCAGACACUACCCUAAACAUGCUUAUAGAAUAAAUCUGGAUCAUUGAAUGACAAGUUGGGGAAAUGGGUUGUGUGGGUUUGGUUUUUUCUUUUUGAUAUGGAAUAUUGAAUUAAGACACUCAUUGUCAAACUCCUGAAUACUUACCCACUCUGACAUGUUUGUGUACCUUCUUUUCCCUUUUUACUACCACAUGCUGAGCUGCUCUGCUGUCACUGAGGCUAAAAUAUUGCCUUGAAAAGUUGUUCUGUGAACUUGUGCCUUUUGUCAGGUAUUACACGUGUAGGUAUAAAGCUGUUCUACCUUUCAGAAUUAUUAAAAAAUCAAUAUUGGCAAAGUUA